Messenger RNA from Triticum urartu, 1116 nucleotides. Its product is annotated as immune-associated nucleotide-binding protein 1-like. The record is from RefSeq and is a predicted model, not a curated record. Gene Ontology annotation, molecular function: GTP binding. Lineage: Eukaryota; Viridiplantae; Streptophyta; Magnoliopsida; Poales; Poaceae.
AUGGGUGGCGGCGGUGGCUGUGGAUGUGGAGACGGGGACGGCGACGGCAACUUGGUGCUGCCCUGCCAGUCCCCUCCGCUCGCCGAGGUCACCCUCGCCCUCGUCGGUAAGAUCGGCACCGGCAAGAGCGCCACCGCCAACUGCAUCCUCGGGACCCACGCCUUUGCGUCGGAGUUCGCCUACGUAAGCGUCACCGAGACCUGCCAGAAGAGCAGCGCCACCUUCCACGACGGCUAUGGCGCCACCCGCACCGUCAACGUCAUUGACACCCCAGGCUUAUUUGACAUGGAGAUUUCGAUUGAGGAUGCCCGUAAAGAGAUUGUAAAGUGCAUUGACAUGAGCAAAGAUGGCAUACAUGCUAUGCUUAUUGUGUUCUCAGCCACAUCACGGUUUUCUUGUGAAGAGCAGAAUACAGUUGAGUCAAUUAAACGGUUUUUUGGUGACAAAAUCGUCAACCACAUUAUAUUAGUUUUCACACAUGGAGAUGCGGUUGGGGAUGACGUUGCCUGGAAGAAAAUGCUAGCUGUGAGGUCCCCGGUUUAUCUCCAGGACAUGAUAAAGCUAUGCCAAAAUAGGGUUUUUCUCUUUGACAACAUGACCAGUAAUAUUGAGCGCCGUGAGAUGCAACGUCGGAAAUUGCUUGAUGCAGUUGACUUUGUUAUAUCAAGUAAUGGUGGCACAUCAUUUUCCUACAAGAUGCUCCCUCACAUUCAGGAAGCAAAUGAUGGACAAAGUGAGAAUAGUACCGGUGGAUAUUCUGCAGAAAGGAUAUAUGAACAAUUGACACAGAUAACCAAGAAGGUUGAUGAAAACCUGAACAGUACAGAAGAGGAGAUCCAGAGGCUCAAGGAGAGGCUGGAGAAAUCUCAGAAAGAGCAUGAUAAUGUCAAACAAGAAAUGACAAAUGCAGAGAACCUGAGAAGGCUAGAGGAGCAGAAGAUGGAGGAGCAGAAAGUGGAGAUCAACAAUCUGAGAGAGGAACUUGAGAAGGCAAGGCAGGUAGAGAUGGAGCGCAAGGAGAAGGAGAUCCAGAGGCUCAUGGAGAGCCUGGACCUGGCAAACAAGGAGAAGGACAACUACAGAACGAUGUACGGGAACAAGUGCAUCGUUAUGUGA